AUGUUGGCUCCAUCCGAGAACCAUCUGAACUGUUCGUGCGAGACGCAGGAGUUGUGGGAGUGGUUGAGUGAUCACCGGAAAUGGACCAGCGAAAACGUGCGUUGCGAGCAGCCGACGGAAGUUCAUGGAAAAAGUUUGCUGGCCAUGGAGCCGCUCGAAUUUUGCGACGUUCCGAUGAUUCUGAAGAUUGCCAUCCAGGACAUCCAGCCGUACUCGGUGCUCGUUUCGUGGCAGAGUCGAGAACAUUCUGGGCUGCACGGGUACCACGUGAUAUUCCACUCGCUGGACACAGUGGAGGAUUUCCGCGGCAAAACAUUGAACCGAUUGGCAAAUUCCGCUAAAUUGGAUCGCCUGUCAUCGAAUACACGAUAUUUGAUCUGCGUGCUCGGGUUGGGCAACUGGCUCUCGUACCAAAAUGACAUCAACAGCCUACUGAACCAAUCGAAUCAGAUUCAAAACCAAGUUUUAAAUAAUCAAAAUGGUGGCUUCAUGGCGGGCGAGUUGGAUACAUCCUUUUCGAACACGUUGCUCUCGCUGAUGAUGGACACGCCAACGUCGAAAUGCACCGAAGUCCGAACGCUGGAUUCAAUUGGACCAAACCCUCUCGCGGAGGUCGACGGAAUGUCCAGCCAGGGAAUUAUUCAUUCGAUUUUAACUCGUCGACUGGGUUUAAUAGUUGGCUGCUGCCUCGGGAUAAUCGUGUUCAUUGUCCUCGUUUCGGUCUUGGGUUACCUGAAAAUCAAAAAGCAAAGGCUAGAUGCGGCCAAGCGUCAACAGCAACCGAUGGCACCGGAAUUCAUCUCGUACCGUCAUUUCUCCAUCCCGAACGAUGAACAUGGCAGAGAUGGAGUGGCCGCCGCCACAGGCACGGGAGGGACUAACAGUUUCCUGCAUAAUAAUCAUCAUCACCAUCAACAUAACCAUCAGAACCAGCAGCCGGUCACGACGACGGUUGAUGGACAUCCGAGCUUUAUAUCCGGGGCGGUUCUGGGACGACCACGACACUCAACGGAGGCGGAACCGUCCCGGGGGCGGAGGACCGCAAGAAGAUUUAUAUCGAUAGUUGAAAACAGUGAAAGGACCACCAACUGCAAAAAAUCAAGGUUUGUCAAUUAG
Aedes aegypti (yellow fever mosquito) is the source of this 1116-nucleotide messenger RNA. RefSeq lists its product as uncharacterized. Gene Ontology annotation, molecular function: protein binding. The coding region runs from base 1 to 1116 and encodes 371 amino acids. The record is from RefSeq and is a predicted model, not a curated record. NCBI's taxonomy places the organism in Eukaryota, Metazoa, Arthropoda, Insecta, Diptera, Culicidae. The transcript has 3 exons.